This is a messenger RNA of Arachis ipaensis, 915 nucleotides long. RefSeq lists its product as uncharacterized. The record is from RefSeq and is a predicted model, not a curated record. NCBI's taxonomy places the organism in Eukaryota, Viridiplantae, Streptophyta, Magnoliopsida, Fabales, Fabaceae.
AUGGAGUCGGAUCAUCUUAAGUACCAUGGGAGAUGCAAGGAGUUCGGGAAGGGUUGCACGUGGAUGAUUCGCAUCAGCCUUCGAGCGCGGAGUCGAACCUGGGAGGUUCGACGGUACGACAGACCACACAAAUGCUUGGCUACAUCGAUAUCAAGCGACCACCGACAACUUGAUUAUCAUGUGAUCUGUGUGAAAAUCUUUUCUCUGGUUCGAGCCAAUGCGGCGGUAUCGAUAAAGAUGUUGCAAGAAGCUACCGAAGGAACGUACGGGUUCAGGCCAACUUAUAGGAAGACGUGGUUGGCAAAACAGAAGGCGGUAGCACAAAUAUACGAGGACUGGAAAGAGUCCUAUGCCGAGCUACCUCAUUGGAUCCUUGGUGUGCAGUCUACCAUGGAGGGGACGGUUGCCUUGUUGAAGAUGUCUCCGGUUCGAGUCGGUGAUGACGUUGAUGACUCAACCAUCAUAGACGGUACUCAUCUGUAUAGCAAGUAUGGAGGGACUUUGCUCCUGGCCAUCGCUCAAGAUGGGAACUCCAACAUCUUGCCUAUUGCUUUCAGUCUCGUGGAGGGAAAAAAUGCCAAGUCGUGGUCUUUCUUCCUGACCAACCUGCGCCAACAUAUGACUCCACAACAGGGGAUACUGGUAAUCUCAGAUAGGCACAACGGCAUCAAGGCUGCACUAGAGAACCCUAACAGUGGGUGGUUACCCCCUCAUGCGUACCGAGCAUUUUGUAUUCGUCAUGUUGCAGCUAACUUCACACUCAGUUUCAAGGGCACGGAUGCAAAGUGUUUGCUUGUGAACGCUGCUUAUGCGAAGACUGAGGCAGAGUUUCACUAUUGGUUUGAUAUAAUACAUACCGAGAAUCCGGCAAUGUGUGAUUGGGCGAACAGAAUAGAAUACGAUAAGUGGACUUAG